AUGGUCGAGAGUUUGGCUCGCGCCCUGCACACUAAAGUCAAAAGCUGUCGCGAUCACUUUGAGCAAAUUCACAAUGAGCAAGAUACCGUUGAAAGCCGCGUGAACUCUUAUCGAGCCAGUGCAGAUCUCUAUGCAGCCGAAGGCUUCUUGAAAGAUCAUUAUCCCGUCGUUUUCGACAGCAGCAACUCCAAAACCUUGCAGCAAGAAAAACAUAUGGACGCUAUAGCCGCGAAACAAUAUUUAGAUAUGGCCUGGGAAGCCUCGCGAGGCUUAGAGGAGUCACCACCAGUAGAAGAGCUCAUUGACAAACUAUCCCUUGCGCCUGAGCAGAGCCGUUCUGUACAGCUCAGUCUCGAGACGCGUGAGACCGCAACCGCUGGGCCUUGGAAGUCAAGCUUCAAUUGGGCUGAAGAUGAAGAUGACGAGGAGUGGUGGAAAGACGAGAUCAGCAAACUUGCUGCUGUGAAUAAGUCCCAAGAGGACGAUAGUAUGGCAUCGGACUCUCGCUCGGCUGGCGGUGAUGAUGGCAGGUCGCGUCUUUCAGCUCCAGCGGCCGAGAACGAGAAUGCAUGGUUCGGCCCUGUUCCGGCUUCGAGACGUCUUUUCGGUUGA
Molecule: messenger RNA, 612 nt
Organism: Cryptococcus wingfieldii CBS 7118
Lineage: Eukaryota; Fungi; Basidiomycota; Tremellomycetes; Tremellales; Cryptococcaceae
Exons: 3
Coding region: 1-612 (203 amino acids)
Source: RefSeq, a predicted model, not a curated record